Messenger RNA from Mustela lutreola (European mink), 3461 nucleotides. RefSeq names its product X-ray repair cross complementing 6 (gene XRCC6). The coding region runs from base 119 to 1849 and encodes 576 amino acids. The record is from RefSeq and is a predicted model, not a curated record. Gene Ontology annotation, cellular component: nucleus; Ku70:Ku80 complex. Lineage: Eukaryota; Metazoa; Chordata; Mammalia; Carnivora; Mustelidae. Gene Ontology annotation, molecular function: double-stranded DNA binding; telomeric repeat DNA binding; DNA helicase activity. Gene Ontology annotation, biological process: double-strand break repair via nonhomologous end joining; cellular response to gamma radiation; cellular response to X-ray. The transcript has 15 exons.
GCGCGCUAUGCGUGAUGACGUAACGGGCGUUGAUUGGGAGCGCGAACUGGAGCCCCUGCGAGCGUGGCGCCCCGCCUUUUGUCCAAAUUGAUCUCUUCGUUGUUUCUAAGUAAACACUAUGUCAGGUUGGGAGUCUUAUUACAAAAACGAGGGCGAUGAGGAAGAAGAACAAGAAGAGGGACUUGAAGCAGGAGGAGAAUAUACAUACUCAGGAAGAGAUAGUUUGAUUUUUUUGGUUGAUGGUUCUAGGGCCAUGUUUGAAUCUGAGGGUGAAGAUGAAAUGACUCCUUUUGACAUGAGCAUCCAGUGUAUCCUGAGUGUGUAUACCAAUAAGAUCAUAAGCAGUGAUCAAGAUCUCUUGGCAGUGGUGUUCUAUGGUACUGAGAAGGAUAAAAAUUCAGUGAAUUUCAAAAAUAUUUACGUCUUGCAGGAGUUGGAUAAUCCAGGUGCGAAACGAGUGCUCGAGCUUGACCAUUUUAAAGGGGAGCAGGGGAAGGAACAUUUCCAAGACCUAAUUGGCCAUGGGUCUGACUACUCACUGAGUGAGGUGCUCUGGGUCUGCGCCAACCUCUUUAGCGAUGUCCAGGUCAAGAUGAGCCAUAAGAGGAUCAUGCUGUUCACCAAUGAAGAUGACCCCCAUGGCCUUGACAGUGCCAAAGCCAGCCGGGCCAGGACCAAAGCUGGAGAUCUCCGUGACACAGGUAUCUUCCUGGACUUGAUGCACCUGAAGAAACGUGGGGGCUUUGACAUAUCCUUGUUUUACCAAGAUAUCAUCAGCACAGCCGAGGAUGAGGACUUAGGGGUUCACUUUGAGGAAUCCAGCAAACUGGAGGACCUGCUAAGGAAGGUCCGCGCCAAGGAGACCAAGAAGCGUGUGCUGUGCAGGUUGAAGUUUAAGCUGAGCAAAGAUAUAGCACUCACUGUCGGCAUGUAUAAUAUGGUCCAGAAGGCUGUCAAACCUCCUCCAGUGAGGCUUUAUCGGGAAACCAAUGAACCAGUGAAAUCCAAGACCCGGACAUUUAAUGUAAAUACGGGCAGUUUGCUUCUGCCUAGUGACACCAAGAGGUCUCAGAGCUAUGGGAGUCGUGAGAUUGUACUAGAGAAAGAGGAAACAGAAGAGCUGAAACGCUUUGAUGAACCAGGUUUGAUUCUCAUCGGUUUCAAGCCCUUGACAAUGCUGAAGAAACACCAUCACCUGAGGCCCUCCCUGUUCGUGUACCCCGAGGAGUCCCUGGUGAAUGGGAGCUCAACCCUGUUCCAUGCUCUCCUCACCAAGUGUCUGGAGAAGGAGGUCAUGGCAGUGUGUCGAUACACCGCCCGUCAGAACAUUCCUCCUUAUUUUGUGGCCUUGUUGCCACAGGAAGAGGAGCUGGAUAAGCAGAAAAUUCAGGUGACUCCCCCAGGCUUCCAGCUCGUCUUCUUGCCCUACGCGGACGAUAAGCGGAAGGUGCCCUUUACCGAGAAAGUCAUGGCGAACCCAGAGCAGAUAGAUAAGAUGAAGGCUAUCAUUCAGAAGCUCCGUUUCAACUACAGAAGUGACAGCUUCGAGAACCCGGUGCUGCAGCAACACUUCAGGAACCUGGAGGCGCUGGCUUUGGAUCUCAUGGAGCCCGAGCAGGUGGUGGAUCUGACACUGCCUAAAAUUGAAGCAAUAGACAAAAGACUGGGCUUCCUGGUGAGUGAGUUUAAGGAGCUUGUCUACCCACCGGAUUACAAUCCUGAAGGAAAAGUUUCCAAGAGGAAGCAAGAUGAUGAAGGUUCUGGAAGCAAAAGGCCCAAGAUGCAGUUAUCUGAAGAGGAUCUGAAGGCCCACGUGAGCAAGGGCACGCUGGACUGUAUCACAGGGUAACAAAAAGAUGCCAACAUUCUCUUGUAUUAUUAUUCCACCUAAUAAAGAAGGACGGAUUCAAUCAAAUCCCACCAUCCUACAACACAUAUUCACCAGGAUUCUUUUUACAACUAUUUUGCAUAUAAAAUUCAGGAGGGCUCCACGUUAUCAUCGCAACAAGCGGUUCGCCCCGGCGGUCCGACCUAACCCUGGAUCUGGGAGCUGGACCGCGGCACGCGGCACCGCAGUUCUAGGUGGCGACCCCGUGGGUGAUGGCCCGGUGGGAACACUCACCAUCGCGUCCGUCUCGGUGGUCUCCUGCCCGAUACCGCAAGGACACAGAAAUGACCCACCCGCAGAGAAGCCGGAAGUGAUGUAGGGAUGACGUCAGCGGAAGUGACAUCAAGAGCGAGAUUGCACCAAAACGCCCGGUCCCUAAACCACUGCAGUGGUCCCAGGAUGAGGUGGUAUUGAGGGCUGGAGAUCCCGGAAGGUCUUAUAUUUGGUCCGGUGUUCUCCAUACACUCUCGAAUCCGCCUCUCAAGGCCCAUAAAAAUCUGCUGGGAUAAUCUGAUUUGCAGAUUUGCUAUAAUCCCAGUUGCGGUAAGACUUUUAGGAUGCACAAUCUGUCAAUCACUUUAUAUAUACUCAGUACCUUCCUUUCCUCCCUUCCUCUCUCUCUCUCUUUUUAAAAGAUUUUUAUUUGACAGCGAGUGAGGAAACAAGCAGAGGAGUGGGAAAGGGAGAAGCAGGCUCCCCGCGGGGCAGGGAGCUCCAUUCGGGGCUCGAUUCCAGGACCCUGCGAUCAUAACCUGAGCGGAUGGCAGACGCUUAACGACUAGAGCCACUCAGGCACCCCAACUCAGCACCUUUCAAUAAGGCUUUACGAUUUUCCCAGAAGGCUUAACAUCUUUUAGAUUUACUCCUAGAUAUUUCAGGCUAAGAAAAUUCACUUUAUUAAUUAAAAAAUUCCCUUUAUUUCCUACUAUAUUAAGAAUGUCUCUGAAACUAAUGAUGUACUAUCAGUUGGAUAACUGAAUUUAAAUAAAAAAAAUUUUUUAAAGAAUUUCUUCUUUGUUGGGGUGCCUGGGUGGCUCAGUGGGUUAAAGCCUCUGCUUUCGGCUCAGGUCAUGAUCCCGGAAUCCUGGGAUCGAGCCCCACAUUGGUCUCUCUGCUCAGUGGGGAGCCUGCUUCCUCCUCUCUCUCUGCCUGACUCUGCCUGCCUGUGAUCUCUGUGUCAAAUAAAUAAAAUCUUAAAAAAAAAAAAAAAAAAAAAAGAAUUUCUUCUUUGUUAAACAAAUUGGUGUUGAAUUCUAUCAUUUUUUUGGUGCUAAACUGACACAGAUUAAAAAGGCUUUCUUCCUUUAAUUUUUUGAGUUUUUCUAAUGUUAAACCAAUGUUGCAUUCCUGAGAUAAAAUCAACUUAAAUAGGCUUUCUUAUUUUAUUUUAUAUCCAUUAGCUAAUAGACUUAAAGAUUUCUUGGUGGGCAGGAAUGAUAAAAAUGUUCUAAAAUUUUACAGCAAUAGUUGCACAACUCUGUCAGUAUAUGAAAAACCACUGAACAAUAUACACUUCAGAUGAUGAACUUUUUAUAGUACAUAAAUUAUCUCAAUAAAGCUAUUUUCAAAAUCA